AGUGUUGCUACGGCAGUGGUGGGGAAGGGGUGUUGCCACUGUGAGCCGGCGUGCGGACGGUGCCUCUUCUCUUGCAAGUGAUUAAUCGUAAAACUACUUAGUAACUGAACAAACGUGUAAACGUGUUGGCACCUGAGUUUCCGGCGGAUUUGAGAGACGACUCGACAUUAUUACAGCUGGAAAAUAGUUCAUGCAAUUUUUUCUAAAUUUGCAGAGGCAGGUCCAUGCUGAAGGAAGCAGAAGGUGAGAGAGUGACGCACGGACGAUCUCCUUGCAUCAGUGACAAUUCUCGCGCGGGAAAGGGAAUGUAUUGAAGCUGAAGGCUGAUCAGCGAGUUGUAUUGAAGUGACAGUGGUGAAGGUGCGGCAUGUGAGGAAAAUUAUUUAAAACCCGCGUGUGUGUUGCAAUGGCAAAAACCGAACCAAAGUGGAGUGCAAGAGGAACAUUUGAAGCAGUAGCCGUGUUGGUUCGGUGUGCCAGAGCGAUCGACGCGAUGAGAUGAGAUGAGAUGAGAGGGAAGGAAGGACGCUGCUGGACGAGACUUUAGCGUAUGGCUGGAAAUACAAAGAAUCACUUUGACGAAAUGAGAUACUGAUUACGUGAAAAAAAAAAUCUAGAAGUAAAUAUAAUAAAGAAAAGGACAGGAAAAGAGAGGAUAAAAUCUAAAUAUUACACAAGUUACCAAUAACGUGAAAAAAAACCUGGAAAAUAAAUACAACAAAUCAAGGAAAAGAUCUAAAGGGAGAUUGCAGAUCCCUUUCGUCCCUUUGUCCUCCCUCCCUUCACUGCACCGCUGACACAACGCACGAACCAAACACGCGAGGUGAGGAAAUCGUGUCCAUUACUCCUCCAUAGCGUCUCCUACCUCCUUCACGACGGCGACCACAACGAGAACCCUCCCCAGGGCCACCCCAGCCCCAGCCACCACCUCCAGCAACACCCGUUCAACCACCACCGCCCACUCCAACAUCAUGGCGAGCUUGCAACUGGAUGCGCUGAGUCGGCCGAGCGUGGGCGUGGGUGGGAGCAUGGGCUUGAGGAUGAGAAAGUCUUCCAUGCCCAUAGUCUCGCCCAGGUCCUUAGAGAUACCUGUAGGUCAUUUGCCGCCAAAGUCACUCUCGAGAAGCGGAUCUCCGGCCAGACGGCGGUUCUCUAACGUGAGCGAUGUCACCAGGAAGAUCUCCACCACGAUAGGCUGGCGCAGCGUGAACGUGGACGCGGUGGUGACGCAGGCGAAGUGUCUCCUGACGCAGUACAUAAGAUCUCGGCUCAAGCGGGCGGGCCUCCUACAUAAAAAACUGGGUCUACAGCGGUUACGAUCUGUGGCUAACCUUGCUGGUGGCUGGGAAGUAUGCGAGGUGUUCCCCCGCGUGUCAGGUAUCGGCCAGGAGUUGGAGAGGACCCACCCGAAGCUCUACAGCUCAGUGGCGCGUCAGCUCUCCAUCUCGCUAACGUCAGACAAGGUGGUGCGGUCGGUCAUAGUGCAGGUGGCGAAUCAGGUGUUCCUGCGCGGGGAGGUGAACUGGGCCCGCAUCAUCUCCCUCUUCGCUGUGGCGGCAGGACUGGCUUCCGACUGCGUCAAGCAAGGGCAUCCCGAGUACGUGGCGGGCGUGAUAGAUGUGAUGGGGCUGGUGACGGAGAGACACACCGCGCCGUGGAUCGCCUCGCAGGGCGGCUGGAGUUCGCUCCUGUCGUGGUCGCAGACGCCGGAGACAGAGGGGUCGGCGCUGCAGGUGCUGGUGUUGGUGGUGGGCGGCCUGAUCGUUGCGGCCUUCCUCCUCAUCCUGGCUCUCAAGUUCCUCGGGGAGUUGGUGACUUGAUCCCUCCCUCCUUCCUGGUGCACCACUCGGGAACACGUCCCGCACUGUUAUAAGAUCUGAUGUGAAUUGUCAUAGUUCAUGAUUUCAAUACAAAGACCGACGGUGUUUGUGGCCGUGGCGAGGUGGACAGUCUGAGCCGCGCUUGUCGCCGUGGUUGAGAGUAGCGACAGUGUUUGCAGUGACUGAUGGCGCACUGCAGGCAAUGGCGGACCUUCACGGCGUGUGUGCACUGCAAAGCCACACCUGCUUCCUUCUGAGACCUCCUGGGAUUCCUCAGUAAAUGUUCGUCACUCGCGAGAAAUUUGCUAUAUAAAUGUGAAGUGUGCCCACGAUGCGCUGAGGCCGAGGAGUCAAUGGACAGGAGCGAUGUUCGGGAACCUCUGCACCAAACACCACAAAACACAGUCUGCCCGCCACUUCACGUCUGUCCCCAUCCCACACUGUACACUAACAUAUACAUUGAUAUACAGCGGUAUUCCUCGAUCUAGGAAAGUCUGUUCUGUGUCAUGUAUAGAUUUUGGCCAUAAACGUGUUAAAUAAAAGUUUUUAAGUGUG
This is a messenger RNA of Scylla paramamosain (green mud crab), 2375 nucleotides long. Its product is annotated as bcl-2-related ovarian killer protein-like. Gene Ontology annotation, biological process: regulation of apoptotic process; intrinsic apoptotic signaling pathway in response to DNA damage; extrinsic apoptotic signaling pathway in absence of ligand. NCBI's taxonomy places the organism in Eukaryota, Metazoa, Arthropoda, Malacostraca, Decapoda, Portunidae. The record is from RefSeq and is a predicted model, not a curated record. The transcript is spliced from 7 exons. Bases 972 to 1820 code for a protein of 282 amino acids. Gene Ontology annotation, molecular function: protein homodimerization activity; protein heterodimerization activity. Gene Ontology annotation, cellular component: mitochondrial outer membrane.